Caenorhabditis remanei is the source of this 696-nucleotide messenger RNA. RefSeq lists its product as uncharacterized. The record is from RefSeq and is a predicted model, not a curated record. Bases 1 to 696 code for a protein of 231 amino acids. The transcript is spliced from 9 exons. NCBI's taxonomy places the organism in Eukaryota, Metazoa, Nematoda, Chromadorea, Rhabditida, Rhabditidae.
AUGUUUCGUCUUAUAAACUUUUCUCUACUACUACUUGUUGUUAGUUGGGUAAAUUCAGAAGAAUUGGCAGUUGGGAACGAUACUGAAGAAGAUCUGGAAUUCAGUACUGCAGUGAACACGUUAGCAGUAUGGCCUUAUGUUAAGACAAUCAUUAGGUGGAGCGGCGUUCCUGUUGUACUUCUCAUAUUUGCCUAUGGCAUAUAUGACACGAUUAGAAGAAUAAGAUCGGUGCGAUCCAGGCGAGAUAUCAGAUAUCAACGAGUUUUAGAGUACGAAUACAAUUUGAGAGAUGAUCGUAACGAGACUCAAGAAGACGCGGAUCUCAUAAGUAACGAGGAUUAUGAUUCUAUAACAUUUGUAGAGUUAUAUGAAGGGCCGGAUGGGAAAAAAACUGAAAGAGUGGGAAUCCGUUUUAAACUGACUUACAAAGGAUAUGUUCUGGAGAAAUGGAUUAGCUUUAAGAAAUUUCUUUCAACUCAACAAACAUUUAUUUGGUUUUUUGUUACAUGCCUUAUAAUUUCCUACGUUGUUCCAUUCGUCAGACGAAUUAUACUAAAAGAACUUAGCGAUGAGGAAUACAACAGAUUGCGAGACCAGUGCCUCAACAGAAGACGUCUCUUGGGAUUCGAAAUCGAACAUUUCAUGAGAAAUGAGUUCCGAUUGCUGCCAGUCGCCCGGUGGAGGCGUCGUGGUUGA